Physeter macrocephalus (sperm whale) is the source of this 2289-nucleotide messenger RNA. It is a transcript of the gene GLP2R, whose product is annotated as glucagon like peptide 2 receptor. Lineage: Eukaryota; Metazoa; Chordata; Mammalia; Artiodactyla; Physeteridae. Bases 386 to 2020 code for a protein of 544 amino acids. Gene Ontology annotation, molecular function: peptide hormone binding; glucagon receptor activity. The record is from RefSeq and is a predicted model, not a curated record. The transcript has 10 exons. Gene Ontology annotation, cellular component: plasma membrane. Gene Ontology annotation, biological process: adenylate cyclase-modulating G protein-coupled receptor signaling pathway; cell surface receptor signaling pathway.
CUUUAUUUAAACUCCCCUCUGUAGAGAAAGAGUCUGUGGAGCCAGUGAAGGUGUUAAGGCAUGAGAAAGGACAUCGUAGGGUUUGUGGUUUGGGGAGAUGACGUUGGUAACCUGUGGUUGAUGAACUGAGGGAUGGCGGGGGAUCGGAGAGGUGAGUUUGGAAGCUCCUGCAGUGGUCCAGAAAAAGAGAGGAUGAGGAUGUGGAUACAGGCAGAGGCAAGAGGUUGGGAAGAAGAAGAAAGAGUAAAGAAAAAUAUUGGAGGUAGAAUAGUCAGGACUUGUCAUCAGAAGCAGGAAUUGAGGGACAGAGAGGGGUGAGGCCCUGCCCGGGGCCACAGAGCUCAUAGGUGGCAGAGCUGGCUUGAUCCAGCGCCCUCUCUUCUUCAUGGCACGGCCUCUUGGGCAUCAGGAAGCCCCCAGGUCUGCGUCUCCCAGCUGGGCCACACCUUGGAGGGCUGUCACAUCUCUGAGUCACCAGGGACCGUUCCAGCUCCGGGGACUUUGGGUAAACACAGCAGACAUUAACGGAACAUGGUUUGUUAUGAGAUGUAGAGGCUUCCGUGUUUUUCUUUCCAUCCUAAAUAAACAGCAAGGAUGCUAUGAGCCCCCAGAAGGGGAGGUGAAAAUUCCUUUUCCCUGGGAUUUUCCACAGCUUUGCGGUGAGGAUGAGGGCCUUCCCACGUGCUCGGGGAGCGGGCUGCAUGUUCUGACCUUUCCCCCAGAGCUGUGUUUACUUUCAGAGAACUCAGGAAGGGCCUACAGAUACUGCCUUUCUCAGGGCACUUGGCAGACGCUGGCGAACUCCACAGAUAUUUGGCAGGACAACUCCGAAUGCGCCGAGGACCACAGCUUCCGACAAAAAGUGGAACACCGCGCCUUGCUGUCGACCUUGCAGCUGUUGUACACUGUGGGGUACUCCCUCUCCAUCGUCUCCCUCUUCCUGGCUCUCACCCUCCUCUUGUUUCUUCGAAAACUCCACUGCACACGCAACUAUAUCCACAUGAACUUGUUUGCCUCUUUCAUCCUGAGAGCGCUGGCUGUGCUGGUGAAAGACGUCAUCUUCUACAACUCUUACUCUAAGAGGCCCGACAGUGAGAAAGAGUGGAUGUCCUACGUGUCAGAGGUGUCCACUUCCUGCCGCUCGGCGCAGGUUCUCCUGCACUACUUCGUGGGUGCCAAUUACUCAUGGCUGCUGGUUGAAGGCCUUUACCUCCACACGCUCCUGGAGCCCAUAGUGCUUUCAGAAAGGCGGCUGUGGCCCAGAUACCUGCUGGUGGGUUGGGCUUUCCCGGUGCUCUUUGUUGCACCCUGGAGCAUCGCCCGUGCUCAGCUGGAGAACACAGGAUGCUGGGGAACCAACAGGAAUAAGAAUAUCUGGUGGAUCAUCCGAGGACCCAUGCUGCUCUGUGUAACGGUCAAUUUCUUCAUCUUCUUGAAAAUUCUCAAGCUUCUCAUUUCUAAGCUCAAAGCUCAUCAAAUGUGCUUCAGAGAUUAUAAAUACAGAUUGGCCAAGUCCACGCUGGUCCUCAUUCCGUUAUUGGGUGUUCAUGAGAUUCUCUUCUCUUGCAUCACUGACGAUCAAGUUGAAGGAUUUCCAAGAUAUAUACGACUCUUCGUUCAGUUGACCCUGAGCUCCUUCCACGGACUGCUUGUGGCCUUGCAGUAUUGCUUUGCCAAUGGAGAGGUGAAGGCCGAGCUGCGGAAGCAGUGGGCCCGCUUUUUGCUAGCCCACCACUCGGGCUGCAGAGCCUGGGUCCUGGGGAAGAACUUCCGAUUACUAGAGAAAUGUCCCAAGAAGCUCUCGGAGGGGACCGGCUCCGGCAAGCUGCAGAAGGCGCCGCCCUCGCCCCAUGGUGGCCAGCUCCUGCACUUGACUGCGGAGGGCCUGGGGGUGGCGGGCACCCUGCCCCGCCAAGGCCACGCAGCCUGGCCCCGGGGCGGCAGCGUGUCGGAGAGCAGCGAGGGGGACUUCACCCUGGUCCACACCAUGGAGGAGAUUCUCGAGGAGAGCGAGAUCUAGGCAGGAGCCCACCUCUGGCUCCGCUCCCUGGGGACUCCUGAGACGGGCGAGGGAGGAGGCGGCCAAGCUGCACGUUGCUGACCUUGCGGGUGCAAAGUCAGCCCAUUUCCCGCGCACCCCGCCCACUCCGAAGUGACGUCGCCCCUCCCACUCCGACGUGACGUCACCCCGCCUACUUUGGACGUCUCUUUCAGGCUUGUCCUGCUCUGUACGACAGAGGCUGCGUACACUCACCGCCUCUGCGUGCCCUGUCAUCCUCAUCACCCCCG